AUGCGUAGAUAUCUAAGAUCUGAUGCAACUCUUCUUUCACCUGAAACAUACAGUGAUAUUAUAAAUGCUAAAGGUAAAAAGAAUAUAUCACCAGUUUUAGCUAAAAAAUACAAAAUAUCAUCACGGAAAGUGUAUCAAAUAUGGCGAGGACAAGAGUAUCCUCCUAGACAGAUUGCACAUAGCACUAAUGCUCCCGAUACUCCUGAUACUUUGCGUAUUACUAAUACUUCGCAUAGAUUUAAUAAUUUACACACAUUUUUUACUAAUAUCAUGGAUAGAGCUCGUAGUGUGCAUAGCACUGAUGCUUCUGAUACUCUGCAUACUACGCAUAGUAUUAAUAUUUUGCAUUACGAAGACAUCAUGCAAUAUCGAGAUAUGAAGUCCAAGCCUCUAGAACAAUUAAGGAAGAAAUUUCAUAUAUCAUCUUCUCGUCUAUAUCAGAUUUGGAGAGGGCAGGAG
Molecule: messenger RNA, 459 nt
Organism: Funneliformis caledonium
Lineage: Eukaryota; Fungi; Glomeromycota; Glomeromycetes; Glomerales; Glomeraceae
Source: the annotation of a GenBank genome assembly